Messenger RNA from Clunio marinus, 4413 nucleotides. The record is from the annotation of a GenBank genome assembly. NCBI's taxonomy places the organism in Eukaryota, Metazoa, Arthropoda, Insecta, Diptera, Chironomidae.
UACUUCAUCGCAUUUCUCCAAUGUUUUUCUUCAUAAGACCCACAGUAUCAUCUCACUCACAGUUGAAUUCGUGUGGUUUGGCUUAUUAAGCACUAAAUUCUGAGUGAAAUAAGUUAAAGUGAAUUUCUCAGUUAUUAAUUUCGGUGCAUAUUAGAAUUGAAGUGUAAAAUGAGCAAAUGCGCGUGGGUUACAUUAGCUACUAAUGAUUCAUACUCUCUGGGAGCUCUAGUUGUAGCGCAUUCAUUGAGAAAAGUUUCAACUAAGCAUCAACUUGCUGUUCUUAUCACACCAGGAGUGACGGAGUCUAUGAUAGAAAAGUUACAAGAUGUAUUUGAUGUUGUUCAACUUGUAGAUGUUCUCGAUUCAAAAGACUCAGCUAACUUGGCAGUUUUAAAGCGUCCCGAGCUUGGCGUAACAUUCACUAAACUUCAUUGUUGGAAUUUGAUUCAAUUUGAAAAAUGUGUCUUCCUUGAUGCUGAUGUUCUUGUUCUUCAAAAUUGUGACGAGCUGUUUGAACGCGAAGAACUCUCUGCAGCUCCAGAUGUCGGCUGGCCUGACUGUUUCAAUUCUGGGGUAUUUGUUUUCACUCCAAGUGUUGACACAUAUGGAAAAAUGAUUCAAUUUGCUGAAACUUCUGGAAGUUUCGAUGGCGGUGAUCAAGGUUUACUGAAUCAAUACUUUUCAAACUGGUCAACAGAUGGAUCCAAACGACUUCCAUUCUUGUACAACACAGCAUCAACAGCGACUUAUUCAUAUUUGCCCGCAUUUAAGAAGUUUAAUCAAGAAAUAAAAAUUCUUCACUUCAUUGGUGAAACGAAGCCAUGGUCACAACAUUUUGAUUCGUCAUCCAAACAAGUACAAACACCACCUGGCUAUAAUCAUCUUCAAUGCUUUUUACAAAUGUGGUGGGAUUUGUUCUGCGAUAAAGUUCAUCCAUCGUUGACACAGGAAAUGAACGAAGUUGGUGGCGUUGACUCUGAACCUUUACUGCAAACCUAUUUAACUGAAAUCCAAUUUGAUUCAACAUCUACGGAAGAUGUUGUUGGUAGUGACGAAAGUGAGACACCUUCUUAUAGUCCUUACUUGAUCGAGUACCAUGAAGACACAAAUACGUUUACUUACAAUGAUCCAUGGAUAGAAAUGGAUAAUAAUUCGAACAAUAAUUGUAACACUGAUAUUAGUUUAAAUGUGGAAAUAAAUGAAAUUCCAAAAGACACUCCAAAUCUACAUGAGUCAGUUUCGACCGAGCUUAUCAUACCGCCACAACCGGUAGACCACGUUCACUUUUGCGAUAGUGUAAUUGAAAAAGACAUUGAAGAGGAGAAUAUUCCAUUAAUUCAAGCUGAAGUGGCAGUAGAACAUGUGCCCGAGAGUGGUAUUGCCGGUGCAUUAGCUACUUUGGCACUAGGAAGUGAUCGUACACCUGAACAAGUUGCUUAUGAAAAUCAAUUCCGCCGUGCGAAUUGGGAAGCUGGUCAAAUUGAUUAUUUAGGCCAAGAUUCAUUUGACAAUAUCUUGAAAAAAAUUCAAGAAACAAUCGAAGCUCCACCAGCUGAAGUUGUUGAGCAACGUGAACCGCCAGUCACAGCAAAACAAGACUCGCCAGCAUCUGCCAAAAAGAAGGAAGAACAACCUACGGCUGAAAACGUUUCGGAAUCAGUAGCAGAAGAAGUUUUAAAAGCAGAAUCAGAAGAAUCAAUACUCCCAUCAUCAAUUGUGCCUAUCCCAGAAUCAAAUCCACAACAAGAAGUUCAGGUUCAAGAAAUUUUAAUCGAAAAAAUUCCUGAAGCAGCAGAGCAACAACAAGUUGCCGAACCAGUAACAACAACAGAACCAAUUACCGAACAAAAAGAAGUUUCAACAGAAACAAAAGAAAUUUCAUCAGGUCCAGUUUUAGAGCAAGUUGUAGCACCAGUUGCAGAGACAGAAACAGUAGCAGAAGAAGUUAAAGAACCCGAAACAUAAUAAAUCAACAUGACUCACGUACCGCCAUCCUCAUAUGAAGAACUUUCCGAGUUACUCGGAGAUGAAGAUGAAAUCACCCAAACGGAUGAUGCAACCAACACUACAAUUGUCACCAAACGCAUGGACGACGAUGGUUUUCAACAAAUAAUCACAACGAAAGAAUGGGUCAAUGAUAAAGUUGGAAAGCGAACAACUCAAAUGGUUCGCACUUAUUACCCAAUGGUCGAAGACGAAGAAGAGGUUGAGGAAAAUGUCGAGGAAGAAGUUAUUGACGACGAGAAAUUGGCUGAACUUCGGGCAAAUGCUCCACCUAUGCCACCUCCGGAGACUGAAGUUGGAAAAGAUGGAAAGAAAAAGAAGAAGAAGCAAAAGAUUGAAGGAACUGCUGACGUUGUUCGCGAAGCCUUCGAAGGUGGUUAUAAGGAAAUUACUACAAUCAAAUUCCCUGAUGGAACCCAGAAAGUUCAAACAAAAAUGUUCUAUGAUCCAGUUGAUGUCCCAAAGAGUGAAACAAAAGUUGUUGAAGAGACUCAAACAACCAAAUCUGGCAAGAAGAAGAAGGUGAAGAAAGUCGUCAAUGUUAAUCAGGAAAUUUUGGAAGAGUAUGAAGAUGAUGAUGGCAAUCCCGUUGUUGUCUCUCGUGAACCUUUCCCUGAUGGAACCGGACAUAAAGAUAUUACAAAAACUAAGUUAUCAAAUGGCCAGUAUAAGCAAACUAUUCAAAUUGUUAUCUACCCGAAAGAAAAGGAAAUUAUUGAAACAACAGAAAUUAUUGAACAUGAAGCAACGUCUAUUCGUAUGAAUGUCAAAGAAACUACCAUAAAACAACAUCGUGAAACUGAAGAAACUGAAGAGAAAACAUCAAGUAAGAAAACCAAAAAGAAGACAACAAAGAUUGAAAAGCAUCAUGCAGUUGAGCAGGAAGAACAGCAACAACAGCAUCAAGUUCAAGUUCAACAAAUUCAACAAAACCAAAAUAGUGAUCUUGAAACAAAGAAAAUUACAAAGAAAACAAUUAAGAAAGGUUCUGAUGAACAAAGAGCUGCUUUAAUGGCUCGUGAUAACUCCGAAGGUGUAACAACAGUUGUUCGUGAAAAGACCGACAAAGGCUAUCGCGAAAUUUCAACAACGGUCUUCUCUGAUGGAUCCACAAAAACUCAAACUCGCGAAUUCUUUGAUGCUGUUGAAGAAACUAUUGAUCCACAACAAGCUAUGGAAAUGCGAGAUAAUUUGGCUGUUUUAGCAUCACAAGCACCAAGAGUAAAUAAGAAUGCUGAUGGAUCAAUUUCAACCAUUGUCGUUGAGCGCAUUGAUAAUGGCUACAGACAGACAACAACAACUAAAAAGUUGAAUGGAGCCACCUCAGUUCAAACCCGUGAAUUCUACGAUCCCGUCGAAGAAGACGAAUCCAAUUCUUAUGGACAAAAGCGUCGUGUUGUGCAAUCGCAACAAAAGAUUCAAGGCCAGAGCAACACCAUGAAGAGUGUCAAGCUUUUCGGUUAAUUACUUUUCUUGACUUUAUCAUUAUUUGAUUGAAUUCAUUCAAUAUUUACUUGCUAUACUUUUUCUUAUGAAUUCAUGAACUUUGAAUUUGAUAAAAUGAUUGUAGUUUGCAAAACAAAAAUAGUUUACAUAUAUUUGUUGAUAACCAUUUGAGAAAGAUUAUCACGUUAAUCUAAUGCGUUUGAUGACAAUUCAAAUAUUUCUUACACGAAACACUUAUCUACAUAUAACACUCAUAUACACCCACCCACAUAUAAACACACAUAAAUAAAUACACAUUUACAUAAAUAAUUAAUUCACAACCAUAUUUAUUUACACACUUAAUCAAUUGCAACGGAACAAUUAAUUAUCUAAUGAGAAUAUAAAAUAUUAAAGAAAAUUUAAAAUAUUAUCGAGGGACAUGCAAAAUUAAAUGAAACUUCUACGAGCACUUAGUCAAAACAUCGUGAAUUAUAUAUUUCUCAUUCUAAAUGUUUAUGCCGUAGCUACUUAACUGUUAAUGUACAUAAUUCUUAAUCAACUCUCUUUUAUUUUAAUUUGAAAACGCAUAAAAAUCAAGAAACCUUUCUCGAUGAAGAUGAAAUCUUUAAUUUCAAUUAAAAUAUGUUUGUGUGUUGGAAAUCAGAGUUUAAAAUGAUAGAAUCGAUUAUCUACGAUAAUCUGGAAUAGGAGUUGAUAAUCGAUUUUAUCGUUUUCUGAUAAAAACUUUUCUUUCGGUAAAAGCGAGUGAGAGAACAAAAAUAAAACCAAAAAAAAAAUACUAAUCUUUUACUGACAUCUGCUCUAAAUAAUCUCUACACGUUUUUCGAUUUUCAUAGGUUUUUCUUUAAAUAUCUCUGUAGCAUGUAGAAGAAAAACAACCCAAUAAAUGUCAUUUAUGAUUUGUAUGGAAAAUUUUUAUUUUUUUUCGCAAUAAAGAGAAACACAAUUUUUGUUAAAAUCAAA